AUGAUAAAAAAUUCAAAUAUAGAAACAAAUAAUAGUAGAUUGGACGAACCUAAAUUUGACGAUAGUGAUAACAAUAAAGUAGAGAUUGGUAAAUUAGCAUCAUGGUCUGUAUCAUCUGCGAAACCAGGUUCAGGUGUUGAACAACUACGUGAUAACAAUGCAGAAACUUAUUGGCAAUCAGAUGCACAACAACCACAUAAUAUAACAAUUCAAUUCCCUAAAAAAUGUUUUAUAGAAAAUAUCCUAUUGUAUUGUAAUUAUAAAUUGGAUGAAAGUUAUACACCACAAAAAAUUUCAAUAAAGGCAGGGACAUUACUACACGAUUUACAAGAAAUAAUUACAACUGAACUUGAAGAGCCAAUAGGUUGGAUUAAUAUUCCUUUGUGUUUAAGUAACGGAGGUCCACUUAAAGCCAACUUAUUACAGAUUUCAAUUUUAUCAAAUUUGAAAAAUGGUAGAGAUACUCAUAUAAGACAGAUUAAAGUAUACGGAAAAAAAAUAUCUAUUGAAAAUUUUACUCAAUACCCAAAAUUCAAAUCAUCAGAAUCAUCUUAUUUUGAAACAAUUAGAUAA
This is a messenger RNA of Dictyostelium purpureum, 573 nucleotides long. RefSeq lists its product as uncharacterized. Gene Ontology annotation, cellular component: anaphase-promoting complex. Gene Ontology annotation, biological process: anaphase-promoting complex-dependent catabolic process; protein K11-linked ubiquitination. Lineage: Eukaryota; Evosea; Eumycetozoa; Dictyosteliales; Dictyosteliaceae. The transcript is spliced from 4 exons. The record is from RefSeq and is a predicted model, not a curated record. Bases 1 to 573 code for a protein of 190 amino acids.